This is a messenger RNA of Mauremys reevesii (Reeves's turtle), 7800 nucleotides long. RefSeq names its product SLIT-ROBO Rho GTPase activating protein 3 (gene SRGAP3). Gene Ontology annotation, biological process: signal transduction; negative regulation of cell migration. Gene Ontology annotation, molecular function: protein binding. The record is from RefSeq and is a predicted model, not a curated record. Lineage: Eukaryota; Metazoa; Chordata; Testudines; Geoemydidae. The transcript is spliced from 22 exons. Gene Ontology annotation, cellular component: cytoplasm. The coding region runs from base 646 to 3879 and encodes 1077 amino acids.
AGCCGGGCUGCGUGACGCGGGGAGAGCUCGAUUCAAGCCCGCAGUCAAAGCAGGGCUCUGCACAAGCUCCCGGGGACGGAGCAAAUGCGUUUCCAGCAGGCAAACUUCUCUCGCUGGGGUUUUUAAUCCUCUCGGUUAAUCAGACGCGCUGAGGGGUGGGGGUGUGAGGCAGCGAAAUGCGAGCCCCUUUUGCAACCUGACCUUCUUGGAUUAAAGCCAGGGCUUUCCUUGCCUGCGCUGGGUUUGACUACAUGCUGCGAAGGAGGAGUCCUUGCGUGUGUGUGUUGUCGGGCUAGGCGGUUGCUAAAUUGUGAUUAAUAUUUAAAAAAAAAUCUCUCUGAAGAUUUGGGUGCAGCUGAGAUUCCCCCACUCCCACCUUUUUAGUAUUGUUUCCACAAGGGCAAGCUCCCAAGCUUCCUUUCUGGUGCUGCAGCCCCUUUGGUUGUUGCAAAUGAAGGGAAUUCUUUUUGCAAAGGGAGAGAAGGAGGGUUUUUUAUCUUUGCAGCAAAGUGAAACAGGCACGCUUGAAAAGCUGCGAAACUGACUCACUGUGAUCAAAUAGAGCGGAGCAGACCGGGGGGACUUAAAAAAAAAAAGAGAGAGAGCGAGAGAAAGGAUCCUGGGAUCUUUUAGAUCUUUCAAAAGAUGUCAUCUCAAACUAAGUUCAAGAAAGACAAAGAGAUCAUAGCAGAAUAUGAAACUCAAGUAAAAGAAAUCCGUACCCAGUUGGUGGAACAGUUCAAAUGUCUGGAACAACAAUCCGAAUCCCGGUUGCAGCUCCUGCAGGACCUCCAGGAGUUCUUCCGCAGAAAGGCUGAGAUAGAGCUGGAGUACUCCAGGAGUCUGGAGAAACUGGCAGAACGAUUUUCUUCUAAGAUCCGCAGCUCCAGAGAACAUCAUCAAUUCAAGAAGGAUCAGCACCUCCUUUCCCCAGUGAAUUGCUGGUAUCUAGUUUUGACCCAGACUCGGCGAGAGAGCAGAGACCAUGCUACCCUGAAUGACAUCUUCAUGAACAAUGUCAUUGUCCGCCUCUCGCAGAUCAGCGAAGACGUCAUCAGGCUCUUUAAGAAGAGUAAAGAAAUUGGUCUACAGAUGCAUGAAGAACUCUUGAAGGUCACCAAUGAGCUAUACACAGUGAUGAAAACCUACCACAUGUACCACGCGGAAAGCAUCAGCGCUGAGAGCAAGCUGAAGGAAGCAGAGAAGCAGGAGGAAAAGCAGUUCAACAAGUCUGGGGACAUCAGUGUCAACCUGCUGCGGCACGAGGACAGGCCUCAGCGCCGGAGCUCCGUCAAGAAGAUUGAGAAGAUGAAGGAGAAGAGGCAAGCCAAAUAUUCUGAAAACAAGCUGAAGUGCACUAAAGCCAGGAACGAUUAUCUGCUGAACCUGGCAGCCACAAAUGCAGCCGUCAGUAAAUACUACAUCCACGAUGUCUCUGACCUCAUUGAUUGUUGUGAUCUGGGAUUCCAUGCCAGCCUAGCUCGGACAUUCAGGACAUACCUGUCUGCUGAAUAUAACCUAGAAACCUCACGCCAUGAGGGCCUGGACAUCAUUGAGAACGCGGUGGACAACCUGGACGCACGGAGUGACAAGCAUACAGUCAUGGACAUGUGCAACCAGGUCUUCUGCCCUCCGCUGAAGUUUGAAUUCCAGCCUCACAUGGGGGAUGAGGUAUGUCAGGUGAGCGCCCAACAGCCUGUGCAGACGGAGUUGCUCAUGCGAUAUCACCAGCUGCAGUCUAGACUUGCCACUCUCAAGAUAGAGAAUGAGGAGGUACGAAAAACUCUGGAUGCCACUAUGCAGACCUUGCAGGACAUGCUGACGGUGGAAGAUUUUGAUGUUUCAGAUGCCUUCCAGCAUAGUCGCUCCACUGAGUCAGUCAAAUCAGCCGCUUCAGAGACCUACAUGAGUAAAAUAAACAUUGCCAAGAGGAGAGCCAACCAACAGGAAACUGAAAUGUUCUAUUUUACGAAAUUUAAAGAGUAUUUGAAUGGCAGUAACCUUAUCACCAAGCUCCAGGCUAAACAUGACUUACUGAAGCAGACUCUUGGAGAAGGUGAAAGAGCUGAAUGUGGCACAACCAGAGGAAGAAGGAAUGCUCGAACAAGGAACCAGGAUUCAGGACAGGCUAUCCCACUUGUAGUUGAAAGCUGCAUCCGAUACAUCAAUUUAUAUGGUCUUCAGCAACAGGGUAUCUUUAGAGUUCCCGGGUCUCAGGUUGAAGUCAAUGACAUCAAGAAUUCAUUUGAAAGAGGUGAAGACCCUCUCGCUGACGAUCAAAAUGAACGUGAUAUUAAUUCGGUUGCUGGGGUCUUAAAGCUGUAUUUCCGAGGACUGGAAAACCCACUCUUUCCUAAGGAAAGGUUUCAAGAUUUGAUAUCUACUAUAAAAAUGGAGAACCCUGCAGAAAGAGUGCACCAGAUCCAGCAAAUCAUCAUUACUCUGCCCCGAGCUGUCAUUGUUGUCAUGAGAUACCUCUUUGCUUUCCUCAAUCACUUGUCACAGUACAGUGAUGAGAACAUGAUGGAUCCCUACAACCUGGCCAUCUGCUUUGGACCAACUUUGAUGCACAUUCCAGACGGGCAGGAUCCGGUGUCCUGCCAAGCCCAUGUAAAUGAGGUCAUCAAAACCAUCAUCAUAAAUCACGAGGGCAUCUUCCCCAACCACAGAGAGCUGGAAGGACCUGUGUACGAGAAAUGCAUGACUGGAGGGGAAGAGUAUUGCGACAGCCCCCACAGCGAACCGGGCACCAUUGAUGAAGUGGACCAUGACAACGGCACAGAGCCGCACACCAGCGACGACGAAGUGGAACAGAUUGAAGCAAUAGCGAAGUUUGACUACAGUGGCCGGUCCCUGCGAGAGCUCUCCUUUAAGAAAGGAGCCUCGCUCCUCUUGUACCAUCGUGCAUCGGAGGACUGGUGGGAAGGGCGCCAUAACGGUGUGGAUGGUCUCAUACCACAUCAGUACAUAGUUGUACAAGACAUGGAUGAUGCAUUCUCCGACAGUUUGAGUCAGAAGGCAGACAGCGAGGCAAGCAGUGGACCCUUGCUGGAUGAUAAAGCUUCAUCAAAGAAUGACAUCCAGUCUCCGACAGAUCAUAUUCCAGACUAUGGAUUUGGGGGAGUAAUGGGCCGAGUAAGGUUGAGAUCCGAUGGCGCAGCCAUCCCUCGUCGUCGGAGUGGAGGGGACACCCAUAGCCCCCCAAGAGGGAUGGGUCCUGGUAUAGACACUCCUCCUCGAGCAGCAGCAUGUCCUAGCAGCCCCCACAAAAUACCACUCAACAGAGGCAGGAUUGAGAGCCCUGAGAAGCGCAGGAUGGCCACGUUUGGCAGCGCUGGCAGCAUCAAUUAUCCAGACAGGAAGGCCUUGUCUGAUGGCCACCCACUGAGAUCGACCUCUGGGUCUACUCGGCACAGUAGUCUUGGAGAUCAGAAAUCUCUGGAAGCAGAAGCACUUGCGGAGGACAUUGAGAAGACCAUGAGCACCGCUCUGAAUGAGCUGCGUGAGCUCGAGAGACAGAACACUGUGAAGCAGGCCCCUGAUGUUGUCCUUGAUACCCUGGAGCCAAUGAAGACUCCUCAGGGGGGCUCUGUCAACUCAGAACCUGCCAGCCCACUUCACACCAUCAUGAUCCGAGACCCUGAUGCCGCCAUGAGACGCAGCAGUAGCUCCACCACUGAAAUGAUGACUACUUUUAAACCAGCCCUCUCAGCCCGGCUUGCUGGGGCUCAGCUUAGGCCUCCACCCAUGAGACCCGUCAGACCGGUGGUUCAACACCGAUCAAGCAGUAGUAGCAGUUCAGGAAUGGGCAGUCCUGCAGUGACGCCUACAGAGAAGAUUUACCCCAAUAGCUCCUCGGAUAAAUCAGGCACCAUGUAGCUCUGCAGCAAGGGAUUCUUAGUUGAGGGGCGAAAAAAAGUCAAUAUCUGGAUAUUUUUUGGGUGGAAAUUGCAACUCUGCAGUCUCGUUCUUUAAAAGGAAAAGAAGGAAAAAUUACACCCUGAAGAAAACUUCAGUAGGGAAGCCAGUGCAUAGGCCUGAGGCCUAAUGAUUCCAUUAUAGAUACACACAUCCAUGCAGAAACAUUUUACCAAGAUUGCAGUAAAACUGUAUGGCAGAAUAAGAUGGCUGUCCUGCGUAUUGUCACUGGAGAAUAUAUAAUCUGUGUAGAAGUAUAUAUAAAGUGUACAAAGUUCAAUACUUUUUUUUUUUUUUUUUUUUUAGAUUUACCUCAGAAACUUGCCCUGAAAUUUCCUCUCUAGAAUUGUUUGGUUGAUUUUAAUUUUUUUGAGAAUACUUGUGUGUGCGUGUGCGUGUGUGGAGCAACUGAGCAUCAAGCAAUACAAGAUCAAUCCUGGAAUUUCUAUUCUGCAGUAGUUGGCAUUUAAAAAGAAGAGAAGAUAUGCUGUUUUUUGCUCAACUGUUGGCCUACAGAGAAGAAAUUGAAAUACAUCUAGUGACCAUUCUCAGCAAGCUGGGUGGAUUUCUUUUUCUUUGCAUUCAGUCCUAAGAUUUCUUCGUUUCACCUCUGAAUCUUGCGGCUGUUACCUAGCCAGUAGGUUGUACAGAAUAUGAUACGGCCAAAUGAAACAUUUUAUUCCUUUAGUUCAUAUAUAGGGAUAAAGUGUAUAAAUAUCUACUCCACGACCAUAGCACAGUGUUAGGUGUGUACAAAAAGAAACCACAAAACUUGGGUUGUUUUGAAGAUUUUCAAACCAACAAGGACUAGUAAGAGACCUGUGGUAAAAAAUAAAUAGGCUAACUUAUAAAGUAUUGAAAUGUUUCAUUUCCCCUUCUCCCCUGGCCUUUUAUUAACUGACAUCUUAACAAAUUGGGACUAAACAGGCAAGGAGGCUUUGAAAAGAUAACAUUCCUUUAUUUAAAGUUGCACAUCAGUACACGGGGGUCUUGAUUCAGAUUGUCUUCGUGCAUGAAAAGCAUGAGCCAUAUUUGACCAUAUCAGACGCAUAACUGAUCUGAUGGGGUGAUAUUUUGCACUUUCUGUACUGUACUAUAUAAUACAGAAGUUUGAGUUUAUGCAAAAGAAGUUAUAUUUUAUUUUUCCUCUGAACAUUUAACCUAGAGAAAAAUAUGCAGAAAGAACUAGGGGUUGCAUGAUACUUUUUGUCUGAUAACUAAGUCUCUUCUCUAAUUACUGAAUACAAGACACUCCAUGUUUCUUUUUUCAUUUUUGGUUUACUUCUUGACCAGCUUUUCACAGAGUUGACCUGUGGUUUAAUUUUGUUUUUUUCCAUACAAUCAUGUCAUCUGAACAUGAAACAGGUCUUGAUGAGUCUCAUUCAAACUCCGCACAGAUGCUGUACUAGCAUUUUUCACACCUUAAUUCCUUUCCCUUAAUCUGAUUUUUGCUGCAGUAGCUGUCGUUGAGCAAAAUGAGUGAACAAACUUUGCGGCCUUGUUGGGAGUUAAGAUUAACAUUCAGCUUCUUUCAGCAUCCCAUGGCAUGUUUUUUAAGUUCUUUUGCUUUUCUAUCCGACACCUCAGAGCCACCACCGAACGCAGAAUCCUUCACAUCUCCAGAUGAACAAUCCAAUAUUUCUGUCAGAGAAUGUACAUAUGGAAAAGACCAAUGGGGUGAUCUAGCCCUUUUGAAUCUUAUCAUGUUAGCACCUCUCAUUUGGGAAUCCAAUCCAUAACUUACCCAUGCACAUAAAACAAUUGGAAGCCUAUGAUCUGUGCAAGGUAACAUUUACUUGACUGGAUAUAGAGGAAUCUUAACACAAAUCCAAUGGAACUGAUUAGGUGUUCGUUCUUAUUCUGUGUCCAGUGCACAAGCAUGUUUCACUUCCACAUAUCCUCUCCUCUUAACUGUCUCUUGCCUGUUCUAGUCUGUUAUAUAUUGCUGUACUUGCUUAAAUGCUGGAAAGUAACUGUUAAAAUGUAAACUGUAAAAAGAAAAUAGGUUAAAAUUAGAUGAAAGCCAAUGCCACUCACCAAAUCUUUGCACUUAGUAGAUAGCUCAAUGUAAAAACUAAUAAAAUAAGAACAAAAACACAAACCUAACCUUUCAGUGUACAGUGUGUGUGUGGGGGAAAGUACUGUAUGUAGUGAUUCUAUUGUUCCUCAAUAUAGUAUUAUAAGAGGAAAUGGUGUUUACGUACUUGUCUAUUAACAUUGUUGACAUUUGUAAUUACCACAAUUACUUCAUAUUGAUGAUGAUUUUUCAUCACGAUUUCCCCUCCCCCUUUCCUAACCCUGAGGUCAUUGCCUUUGUCAUUAUGGGCAGCAGAUGUUCAAACGGUCUGUCAGUCUGUUCUAGUAAUGAACCAGCAAAUGUGCUUUUAGGGGCAGUGAAAAAGCCCCUAUUUGGCACAAUUGUUGUAUAAUCAUUGCCAGUAAUUUUUUCCACUUAGUUCCUGGAGAACACUCACUUUGGUAGUCUGACUUUUUUUAUAUAUAUAUUUUCAACAAUGACUUAAUAGCAAAACCAUCUUUAUUUCCCGCCCCCCCCCCCACUUUAAAAGAUAUGGUACAAAUUCCAGUGUCUUUUGCAUUAAAUUAUUGCCUUUUAUUUUUGCUUUUUUUUAAUGCUUGUUUUCUUAUCUUUAAGUGCCUUUUGAGCACCAGAACAAAUGCUUGGAAUUAAUGUACUUGGAGCUGUAUACAGAUCAUGAUUUCUUAUGUACCGUUAUGUUGUGCUGUGGGUGUAUUGCUUUUCAAGUCCUUUAAAAAAGACAUUUUAUUAAAUUUAAAGAAAAAAUUAUGCCUUUUUAAUAUUGCAGUCAAAUUGCAGUUUGGGGCAACUACUGUAAAUUAAAAAAAUAUGUAUUUUUCUGUAGUUCAGCACAGCACAAAAUUAAACCACUUGCGUUGUGCUGUACAAGCAUCAUAACUGGAACCUACUCAUAAGUUUUGAGUAACUUAAUCUUGAUUAUUUUUACUUCUAUAGACUGUAGCCUUCAAUAUGAUCUCAGUUCUGUUCACUUAAGGAUACUGUGAAAUUUAGAGUUUACAAAUUGGUCAAAGCAGCAGCUGGAAGUGCUCGCCUGGAAGGAUCAUUUUCUCUUGUUUCAAGUGAAAACUGUUCCACCCAUUUGAUUAUAAUAUGGAGACAUCAACAGAGAGCCCAAGACUCUAUGAUGGGCCAGGAAAGGGCCCUCUUUAAGGAGAAGUUGAUUCUCUGCUGUGCAGAGAAAAUUCAAAAGUCUCAAAUCAGCUCUCUGUUGCUCUGAGUCUUUGCCUCCUCCACAAAAUAACCUGCUUUUGCUCUAUCAAAACUACUUCUGUUAACUCCCAGAAGUAGGUAGUCACCAGUGUAGCCAUUCCUUUGGCCUGUCUCCCCAGUGGCUCAGUGAAGCAGUCUUUCUGUUGACCCAUUAAUGCAUUUAACGGUGCCGACUUUAAAGCAAUUGCACCCACGCUGAUAUUAGUUCUGUAUAGAUGCUCCUAAGUGACCAUUGUAGUUGUGCCAGUCCCUUUAAUGAUAAUGACAGUGCACUUUUCUUCCUUAGACUGAAGUAUACCUGAUAGAUUCUUUUUGUAAAUCCUGGAUCGUAUUAUUUACUAGCAGUGUUGCAGUUUUCACAGUAUGUCAGUAGACCUCCUGAUUCUGAUCUGCUUCUGAGUGGCUGUUUUUUGUUUAUGCCAGAAAACCUUAGAAACUGCCUUGUAUAAUGAUUGUUGUCCCUCCUAUGGAUAUUGUCUCUGUAAUGUAUGAUAAAAUGCCAUUCGGUUAGAAUGUCUGACUGGAUCCUCUGUCAUGUAUGCUGAUGAUGCCAUGUAGAUCAAGCUACUGGUUGGAUGUGGACUCAUCCUGUUGAAUAAAACUGCUUAACUUUU